CGCAGGUCACGCGGCCGGUGUUGACACUUCCGGGUGGGACCGCAGGGAGGCGGCGGGGCAGGGGCUGGCACCUCCCGCAGCAGCCAUGGCGUAUACCGGCCUCACCGUGCCUCUCAUCGUGAUGAGCGUGUUCUGGGGCUUCGUCGGCUUCCUGGUGCCCUGGUUCAUCCCUAAGGGUCCCAACCGGGGAGUUAUCAUCACCAUGUUGGUGACCUGUUCCGUUUGCUGCUAUCUCUUUUGGCUGAUUGCAAUUCUGGCCCAACUCAACCCUCUCUUUGGACCACAGUUGAAAAAUGAAACCAUCUGGUACCUCAAGCAUCAUUGGCCUUGAGUAAGAAGACCUGCUCUCCAGUGCUCAGUCAUUGAGGUCACAAAGAGAACUCCUCUAGAUGCAAAAUCACCUCCAUACCCAGACCACCUUCCUUGACUCGCCCACUUUGGCUGUCAGCUGCCUUAAACGUUCCCACCACAUUUGAAUAUCUUAUUCUACAAUGCAGUAUUUUUUCCUGUCACCUUUUUUAUACUUUGAUGAAUGAUGUGCCUAUUGAAUCUAAACUGUGCUGCCCCUAUAAAAUGUUUAUGUACUCUUCGGAGAUAGAAAAUGCUGUUGUUCUGAGAAAUAACAUUACUCUCCUUGGAAACUGUGGAUUUUUGAAGAUGGCUCCUGCCUGCUCACAACAUGAGAAUCAGCGAAGUGUUUAAAAACUGUUACAUGAUAGUAAGACUCCAGUGGGGCAGUCAGUAGGAGAACAUGUUCAGAGGGAAAAUCUGUCCCACCAGAAUUAUACCAAAGUAUAUUUUCAGGAUGAAUUUCUUAUUUCUGCCCUCCUUUGGAAUAAAUUAUUUUUCUGCUCUCUAUGGAAA
This is a messenger RNA of Balaenoptera ricei (Rice's whale), 864 nucleotides long. RefSeq names its product ATPase H+ transporting V0 subunit e1 (gene ATP6V0E1). The record is from RefSeq and is a predicted model, not a curated record. Gene Ontology annotation, biological process: proton transmembrane transport. Lineage: Eukaryota; Metazoa; Chordata; Mammalia; Artiodactyla; Balaenopteridae. The transcript is spliced from 4 exons. Gene Ontology annotation, cellular component: proton-transporting V-type ATPase, V0 domain. Gene Ontology annotation, molecular function: proton-transporting ATPase activity, rotational mechanism. Bases 86 to 331 code for a protein of 81 amino acids.